ACUAAAUAAGAUGUCAUUUCGGAAAUGAAGCGUUCUGUCAAAAACUAUCAAUUUUGAAUCAAAGCCCAUAGUUUUGCGAAAAUUCGAGCAAAAUGUCCAUUGAACUAUCUAAAGGAGCACUUGCGACAAUCAUGCAAGGGGGAGACUACAUAGAACCCAUAGUUCAAGUACUCAGUAUUAAGAGAAUGAAUUCUGGAACUGGACAACCGGACAAAGAUAAGUUCCGAGCUCUUCUCUCUGAUGGACAGUGCACAGUGUCGUUUGCUAUGAUGACGGCGCCAGUUUAUGCCAGGGCAGGGGAAAAUGGUUUGGCAAAAUUUUCUAUCAUCAAAAUUGUUCGCUUUAUUACCAGUGUUAUUAACAAUACUGAAGGCAAAGAUAGCCGGGUCUUGCUUAUUCUCGACCUAACAGUUUUAAAAGAUGGGAACGAACUGGGCGAAAAAAUUGGAAAUCCAGUUUCAUAUAGUCAGUUGAAUGUGGGUCCCUCAACUAAUUAUCAUCAAUCGUCGGCUAAUGCUAUUCAAGCCGCCGGAUCUCCAAGCAAAAAACCGAGGCUAUCGGUCCCAUUUAAUGCUAAUUGUGGAACAUCUUCCAGCCGAGCUGUUUAUGCAAUAUCGAGUUUGAGUCCCUUUCACAACAAGUGGAUUAUUAGAGCUAAAGUAAUAAACAAAAGCGAUAUUAGAAAGUGGGAAAACAGUAAAGGAGUGGGUCAGUUAUUUAGUUUUGAAAUAGCCGACGAAAGCUCUGAAAUAAAGUGUACAGCAUUUAAAGAGCUGGUUGACCAAUUCUAUGACGUGGUGCAGGUGGACAAAAUUUAUUACAUCUCCAAAUGUCAAAUCAAAAUUGCAUCAAAACAAUUCAAUACUGUUAAAAAUGAUUAUGAAAUUUAUCUUACACCGGACACCGUUAUCGAGGAGUGUUUUAUGUGUGAUUUGCCGCAAAUCCCAACUAAUUUCAAUUUCGUUGAGAUUCGUAGAAUUGCCGACUUGCAUGCUAACGAACUUAUUGAUGUUAUUGGCGUGGCAAAAUCAACUAGCGAUCUUCAAAUAUUUACUGCAAAAUCGUCGGGGCGAGAGAUUAAAAAACGAGAUGUACAACUAGUGGACCAAUCGAAAACAGUUGUAACUCUUACCCUUUGGGGUGGCCAAGCAGAAAAUUUCAACGGUAAUGGAAAUCCGGUAAUUAGUUUGAAAAAUGCAAAGAUUCACGAAUUUCUGGGCGGCAAAUCUUUGUCCACAAUAUCAUCUACCCAGAUGAGGAUUAAUCCUGAAACUAAGGAAGCCUUUCUUCUUAAAGCUUGGUAUGAAUCAGAAGGAGCGCGUAUCACCAACGCUUAUAAUAUUAGUGUGCAGACUGGUGGAGGAAAUUCUGCAUUUAAUCCACCUUGGAUGUGUUUUAAAGAGGUUUCAGGCCAACAGUUGGGUCGGAAUUCCGAUAAAGCAGAUAGCUAUCAGGUUAAAGGUACCAUUCUUCUCAUCAAGGGUGAACGAUUGGUAUACAAAUCUUGUCCCGGCCCAGAUUGUCAGAAGAAAGUUAUUGAUAACAGCAACGGCACUUAUACGUGCCAAAGUUGCAACAAAAGUUUCAACAGUUUUAAGUUUAGAAUCUUAUGCAAUAUGAAUGUUUGCGAUUGGAGCUCCAACCAGUGGAUGACAGUAUUCAACGAUGAAGCUGAGAAAAUCUUGGGGCUAACCGCACUUGAAGUUGGGCAACAGGCAGAAACUGAUCCCGACGGAUUAAAUGACACGUUAGAAAAAUGCAUGUUUAAGGAAUGCAUUUUACGAUGCAGAGUGAAAACGGAAACUUACAAUGAUGAACAGCGUGUUAAGACCGUAGCGUUCAGAGCAGACCCAAUAAAUCAUUCGGAAUAUAACGCUCACCUAGUCAAUAAUAUCAAGAAACUGGCUAGGUUGUCUUAAAUUAGUCAUCCUCAUUGCAUUAGUUUGUAGACAAGUUAACGGUAUUAGUUAAUCUCGAAAUGUAUUUCUGUUCACUACCGGUUGAAUGGUUAUUAGUUUACUGUUUUGUUCACAAAAUGAGAAUUAUCCGUUGUUUAAUUGUAUAGGAACUAUAAUAAGUUGCCAGAUAUUUCUGUAAACAGUUAGACAAACAUGAAGAAAUUAUAUGCCGAUAUGAUAUCCGCUAAUGUUGUUAAUAAAAAUAUUUCGUUUUCA
Dendroctonus ponderosae (mountain pine beetle) is the source of this 2174-nucleotide messenger RNA. RefSeq names its product replication protein A 70 kDa DNA-binding subunit. Gene Ontology annotation, biological process: nucleotide-excision repair; double-strand break repair via homologous recombination; DNA replication. Bases 93 to 1919 code for a protein of 608 amino acids. The record is from RefSeq and is a predicted model, not a curated record. NCBI's taxonomy places the organism in Eukaryota, Metazoa, Arthropoda, Insecta, Coleoptera, Curculionidae. The transcript has 11 exons. Gene Ontology annotation, molecular function: single-stranded telomeric DNA binding; damaged DNA binding. Gene Ontology annotation, cellular component: DNA replication factor A complex; nucleus.